AGCAUCUUGCUGCUCUCGAGAGCACCCAUGAACCGCCCUUACUCGCACCAAGACCCGUCGCCGGAGCGCACGGGCGAGUGGGACUCUCCCUCGUCUCGCACUCGUCCCAACUCGCCAGCUCGCCACCGCGACCAGGGCACGCAGCUCGUGCACAGGAGCAGCCAGCCAGUCGUACUCUCUACCCUCAAGCAGGAGGUCCUCCCCGAAGACGAGUACCUCGCGCACCUGUCGAGCAUCAUCCAGCGCGACUUCUUUCCCCAUCUGCGCACCCUCGAGCAGCGCAACGACGUCCUCGACGCCUUCGACAGCCGCGACCCGCACCGCAUCGAGGCCUCGGUCCGCGCCCUGCGAGACCACCACGCGACCCCGACACCGCGCAGGAGGGCCCGCGAGGGAGCGACGCCGUACUCGACCCGCGAGUCAGCAAGGGGCGACCUCACGCCCACCUUUUUCGACCGCACGCCCCUCACGUCCUUCUCGGGCGCCACCCCUUCCUCGACCGCCACCUCGUCGCGCCGGCGCCGCGCCCCUCCUCCCCCUCCCCGAGUCGACCCGCACAUCUCGCUCGACGCGUUCCAAGCGCGCUACACGUCGCAGGACAACGCCUCGUUCCAGGACCUCCUCGCGUCCGACAACGCCCAGCGCCGCACGACCCACGCCUGGGCGUUUGACGCCGAGGGGCGCGCCAACGCGCGCGCCGUCCGCGGCCGACAGGCCCGAGAGCGCCUCGUCGACGUCACGAGGCGCAUGGUGGACGCGUCCGGGGACGGGAGCGUGCGGCUCGUCGAGGGUCCGGCGGGAAGGCCGGGCGAGAGGCGCCUCGUCGUGGAUGGCGGCGUCGAGGUCGGCAAGGGGGAACGCCUCCUCGUGACGGGGCGGGACGAGGCAGAGCGGCUCCUCAUCACGGACGGGGCGGACAAGGGCAAGGGGCGGGAGCGCGAGGGCGAGGGCGACGAGGGCGCGCUCGUCGUCGGGCGCGUCGACGAGUCGGCGCGCCAGUUUGUCGACUACGACAAGGCGACGGCCGAUGAGGAGGACGAUGCGCGACCCGUCGAUGCGCGAGAGCUCCAGGUGCAGAGCGCCGCUUGGCCGUUCAAGACCCGCAACUCGUUCAUGUUCCCGCCCGACGCCGACCGCUCGAACCCCUCCUCCCUCACCGGCCCUCCUUCGGCGCGCACCGCCACCGCCGCCGCCGCCUCUUCAUCCUCCUCGACCGCGUCCUCGCGCGCGCCGCCCAUCCUCAUCGGCGAGCCCAAAGGCGUGCGGCACGCGGCGACGCGCCUCGAGGCGCUCGAGCGAGGCUCGGGCGCAGGGUCGUCGUCGGCGAGGUCGAGCUUUGGUGGCGGCGGCGAGGGCGCGAGCGAGGCGAGUUUGAGCCCGAGUCGGAGCAGGAUUGGGGCGGCUAUCGCGGGCACACCUUACCCGUCCGCACCCCAAACCGCGACCCCUCGCGUCGGCGGCUUCUCGUUCGUCGACGCGCUCCCGACGCUCCCGUCGGCCGCGCUCCCGCCCCACGCACUCCAGGAGCUCAUGACGUGGGGCACGAUCGAGGCGACGCCGGUCGUGCUGCGCGCGGCCGAGGCCGACGCGGCGGGCGCGGCGGCGGGGGGUGGAGGGGGAGGGGGAGGGAGCAUGGGCGGGCCGGGCGCGGUGGGCCCGUUCAGGGUCAGGGAGGCAGACAGGAGGGAGGAGCUCGCGCACCGCAUGGCGCGCAGGGCCAAGCGCAGCCUCGCCGAGAGCGGCGGGCCGAGCCCGAGGGGCGGCCUCGCGCUCGGCGGCGGCGGGCUCCUCCGGCGCUCGGCCGUCGAGGCGUCGGUCCGCGGUGGCGGGAGCAGCACGCCCGGCGGUGGCGGCGGGGGCAGAGGAGGAGGCGGCACGCCGAGCGCCUCGGCGCGCGCCGAUGCCCUGUCGCCGGCCGCGCGGUCGCUCCUCGGCCGGACCAAGCCUGGCCGGGCGCUCGAGGCGGGCCUGGGGCGCACCGAGGCGUGGCGCGAGAAGGAGAGGAGCGCAAGAUGAUCGAUAGAUCGCGGCAGAGGGCGAGGGAGGUCGAGAGUCGCGAGAGGCUCAGGAGGGAGAGGUGGUCGCCGUCGCCGUCCGUCCAACUCGGCUUCGACCCCGACCUUCCCGACCGUCGAUGAUGCCCCUUCCCCUCACCGCCCUACACCCUCGUCCUGCUUCACCUUGCACCUCGCCGCCACCUGCACCUGGCUCUCGCCCCGCCCGUCGCGUCGCCAUUCAUGGCCACGAGCGCAGCCGCACGCACCCUCCCCCGUCGCG
Molecule: messenger RNA, 2277 nt
Organism: Rhodotorula graminis WP1
Lineage: Eukaryota; Fungi; Basidiomycota; Microbotryomycetes; Sporidiobolales; Sporidiobolaceae
Exons: 5
Coding region: 28-2016 (662 amino acids)
Cellular component (GO): catalytic step 2 spliceosome
Source: RefSeq, a predicted model, not a curated record